AUGGCAGUAAAACAUGUUGUUAAAGAAAGUGGGAAUAAAAAUUUCACAGCUGCUGCAUUGGACGACGCUAUGUUACUAAGUGGCUUUGGCGUUUACAACAUGUUGCACAUGUUGAUGUGCGGCAUUAUUCUGAUGGGUGUGAUCAUGCAGAGCCUCGCGCUCGGUUAUGUGAUGCCGGCGGCGCAGUGUGACUUGGACCUGACGCUGCAGCAGCGCGGGUGGCUCGCUGCAAUACCGUUCAUGGGUGACUAUAAUAAUAGGAUAUACAAUACAGUAAAUGAUAUGGCCACAUCUGGACCUUCAGCGGUGGUUUACACGUAUCUAGGUGAAUUCAACAAUCUUCGACACCGAGACAAGAUGGUGGCCUUUGGCUCAUCAUUUGUAGGAAUCGGAACAGUGGUACUGCCAGCGGUCAGUUGGCUAAUAUUACCAAUGGAAUUCUACUAUCCUUUGCCACUGCUGGGCAUUGCUUAUCGCUCUUGGCGCCUAUUAGUAGUAGCUUGCGCGCUGCCAUACGCACUUGGUGCUGUGCUACUGAUGUUCUACCCUGACAGUCCUAAAUUCCUUAACGCUGUUGGCCGACUAGAGGAAUGCUUAGAAGUAGUCAAGAAAAUAUAUUCCGUGAACCAGUGCAAGCCUAAGGAAAGCUUUGAGGUAAAAACGCUGAUAAGCGACAAUCAAAACAACAAAAAGGAAAACAAUCGAGGUAUUAUGACUCUGCUGCAUUCAGUUCGCGAGCAGACUUUACCACUGUUCAAGAAACCCCUGUUGCCUUGGACCUGUCUUACUUGCUUUGUCCAGUUCGGGAUUUUUGCCACAACGAACGGUUUUUACGUGUGGUUUCCAACAGUACUGAAUUCACUAGCUAAUCAUAAUGGCGACGAAUCUAGUAUCUGCGCUAUACUUGAUGCCACUAAGGCACAUGGCAAUACUACUGUGGUAAGUCACUGUUAAAGACUAUACUUUUAUGCUGCUAAUAUCAAACUAUUUAUAGGCUAAUGAUCUCCAUAGCCGAGAGAUUCGCACGCCGGUUUCAAUGUGUCGCCAUCUCUGAGGUCCCGGGUUUGAUUCCUGGUUAGAAUAAUGUAGAAAAUGAACUUUUCUAUAUUGUCUCGGGUCUGGAUGUAGUAUUACCUUCGUUGUCUCAGUUAGUUAGGUUUAGCUACCCAUCUUGGAAACUAAACAAUAUACGUGAUGCUGUUUAAUAUUAAUUUGUAUGUAUCAUUCUUCGCAAGACAUAAAAAUAACUAUUUGCACAUUUGGCACACUGAAUAA
Messenger RNA from Diatraea saccharalis (sugarcane borer), 1275 nucleotides. NCBI's taxonomy places the organism in Eukaryota, Metazoa, Arthropoda, Insecta, Lepidoptera, Crambidae. The record is from the annotation of a GenBank genome assembly.